Choloepus didactylus (southern two-toed sloth) is the source of this 1448-nucleotide messenger RNA. RefSeq names its product probable ribonuclease ZC3H12C. NCBI's taxonomy places the organism in Eukaryota, Metazoa, Chordata, Mammalia, Pilosa, Megalonychidae. Gene Ontology annotation, cellular component: nucleus; cytoplasmic ribonucleoprotein granule. Gene Ontology annotation, molecular function: mRNA binding; RNA endonuclease activity. The transcript is spliced from 2 exons. The record is from RefSeq and is a predicted model, not a curated record.
CCGCUUGCCCCGCGCCUUAGCGGCGGUCGCGACGGCCCAGGGCUGAGGAGAGAGGCGGCGGCCGCCCGCUGAAGGGCCCCCGGCUGCCCGAGCUUCCAGGGCAUGUUGUUAUGGCUGCUGAGAAGGGGCUGCAGGAAUACGGGGCACUUUGCAUUCAAGAAUACAGAAAAAGCAGCAAAGUGGAGUCAGAUACACCUAACAGCUUCAUGGGCCUGAAGGAUCGUCUGGGGCAUGACCUCAGCCACCUUUAUGUGGAGAGCCCUGAUCCACAUUUGAGUGCAGCUGUAUCUUGGUCAAUGAUGGAAAAACCAACGAUGGAUAAGCUUAACUCCACAAAGGAAGAAACAGAGAAAGAGAUGUCUGAAGAGAAUGCAAGCUCUGGUGACUCUGAAGAAAGCACGAAUUCUGAUCAUGAGUCAGAGCAAUUGAGUAGCAUUUCAGAAGAGCCAUGCUUAUUAACCAAGACUCACAGGCAACUAUGUAGGUCCCCCUGUUUAGAGCCUCACAUACUCAAACGCAAUGAGAUUUUGCAAGACUUUAAAACUGAAGAGUCCCAGACUAUACCCAAGGAAAUGAAGAAACCCCCUGAUGUGGUGCGAGAAUACCAAACAAAACUGGAGUUUGCACUUAAGUUAGGUUAUUCUGAAGAGCAAGUUCAGCUUGUGCUAAACAAACUUGGUACCAAUGCUUUAAUCAAUGAUAUUUUGGGAGAACUUGUCAAACUUGGAAAUAAAAGUGAGACUGAUCAAACAGUUAGUACAAUUAAUAGUAUAAUGUGGGAAGCAUCUUCCCUGGAAUCUCAGAGGUCUGAAUCUCCAAUGCAAGAGAUUGUAACAGAUGAUGGUGAAAAUCUGAGACCAAUAGUUAUUGAUGGCAGCAAUGUGGCAAUGAGCCAUGGAAACAAAGAAGUAUUUUCCUGCUGAGGAAUAAAAUUGGCAGUAGAUUGGUUUUUGGACAGAGGACACAAAGAUGUUACUGUUUUUGUUCCUGCUUGGAGAAAAGAGCAGUCCCGACCUGAUGCUGUUAUUACAGAUCAAGAAAUUCUACGCAAACUAGAGAAAGAGACAAUCCUGGUGUUCACGCCGUCCCGACGAGUCCAGGGGAGGCGAGUGGUGUGCUAUGAUGACAGGUUCAUUGUGAAGCUGGCUUUUGAGUCGGAUGGCAUUAUUGUAUCCAAUGAUAACUACAGGGACCUGGAGAACAAAAAACCAGAGUGGAAGAAGUUCAUAGAUGAGCGAUUAUUGAUGUAUUCAUUUGUCAAUGACAAGUUCAUGCCCCCUGAUGAUGCUCUUGGCAGACAUGGCCUAAGCCUGGAUAAUUUUCUAAGGAAGAAACCUAUUGUUCCUGAACACAAAAAGCAGCCUUGUCCAUAUGGUCCAGCACAGCUAGGGGAGUUGCUCAAAGGUGGCAGCCCAGAUUCUCCCACCUCCUACCUGGGACAGCACUGA